This is a messenger RNA of Actinia tenebrosa (Australian red waratah sea anemone), 1277 nucleotides long. RefSeq lists its product as uncharacterized. The record is from RefSeq and is a predicted model, not a curated record. Lineage: Eukaryota; Metazoa; Cnidaria; Anthozoa; Actiniaria; Actiniidae.
AUUCAACAUCGAGAUACAGUCAUCAGAUCAAUGUUAUGUUCAUCACAAAUAACGAUAUAAACUUCCCAUUUCAGUUUAAUUAUAGUGGCAAUUCUUCUCAGCAAAUUAUAAGUGGACGAAUCAUCACACUUGGAGUGGGUUAUUAUAACGCGUCGAAUAUGAUAGUACACACUUGUGUAUUAUUAAAGAUGCAGGGUGAAAUAAAAUGUCCGUUCUCGCUGUCACUACCAACUGCAGCACCUUCCAGAACAGAACCACCCUUUUCGUCAGCUACAGUUGAAAGUAGUUUAUCAACCUCUACCAGAAGUGCCAACAAUCCAAAUGUACAUACAACCAGCGGCGGCCCUUCUACAACUAUUAUCUCAACCGCGACGAAGAAUCGAUCCAUAACAGCGCCUCAACAGACAUCAGCACCGAUGGUAAUCAAAACCAGUGCUAAACAUUCAAGCUCCAAUGGCCGCAGUGGUUUGAUUGCAGGCGUAUUUGCUGGAGCAAUUGGCUUACUUGUGUUAGUUAUUGCCAUUAUACUCGUGAGAAGACGAAAGAAAAGGGAAACUGUCGCAAAGAAGUCAGGUGUAGUUGCAGGACCUAAAACUGAUGUGACAAAUUCUAAGCACGGAUCAUCCGCGAGUUCUCAACCUCAUAUAUCUAAUAUUUCCGAAAACCCCGUUUACGAACAACCUAAAAAGCCCCAAAUUCAAGUAGGUGCCAUCCACAAUAUUUUGGAACCCGUGUAUGCAAAAGUUGAAAAGAGAGCAAGUGAACCACCAUCAGAUGAACGAGUUGAACCCUUCUAUAAUGUCCUUGAGGGCCCAGAAACUGAUGGACCAAAUGAAAAAGAGCCUCCAUUUUAUCAUCUUCUAGAGGGACCAUAUUCUGAUGGUGGUCCAUUUUACGAUGUUCUUGAAGAACCUGGAUCAAUGGCCCUUCCAAAUCAACACAAUGCGUCGAUAACUAUAAUCGAUGGAAAAACGGACGGCAAAGGAAAUCGAGACUACAAAGAUACUGUUUAUGAUUCUGUUGAAGAAGUAAUUCCUGAUACRGGAGACAUUUAUCAACAGCUCAAUCAAGACGGUCAACGGGAAACUAGUGUUUGCUAGGCCCUGACCUAUGCAAACCAGGCAAUGCCUCUGACCAAAUUAAACGCGAUUGAUUCAGAAGCAUAGUCAGAAAAGGAGUUUAAAAAAAAAAGAUUAUGUACUGUUUAAAAAACGAGUAGGAGGCGUAGCCGAGUGCUUUUAUACCUGAUAAAACACGAUCUACGAGUUUUUUGAACU